Molecule: messenger RNA, 1175 nt
Organism: Amyelois transitella
Lineage: Eukaryota; Metazoa; Arthropoda; Insecta; Lepidoptera; Pyralidae
Product: lactosylceramide 1,3-N-acetyl-beta-D-glucosaminyltransferase-like
Exons: 1
Coding region: 174-1175 (333 amino acids)
Cellular component (GO): membrane
Molecular function (GO): hexosyltransferase activity
Source: RefSeq, a predicted model, not a curated record
GAGGUACAUAGCUAGAUAUUUUAUUACUUAACUCAAAAUUAAGGUAAGCCAGGCAAAUUUUUAUUGUGUCAUGGGCAUAACUAAGCUCUUCAACCAGCGAACCUUAUUUAAAGUAGCAAUUUUAACUGGAAACAUUAAUUUAAAAAACAUUUCAGUCAUACUGUAUGAAUUAAAUGACAGUUGUGGUGCGAAUAUUCGACAUAAUCAUAGCGUUAACUCCAAUCGUCUUUCUACUUCUGCUGCUUUGCGCUGUGUUAACGAAAGUACCACUGAAAAACCUGACAAUAUCAAAAAAGUCAUAUCCAGCUGAUGAUGAGAACUCUACUCAACCUAUACUAACAAGAGAAGUGUACAUUAGCGGCUAUGAGAGACCACAUCCAGAAUUAUGUCCGAAUUUAGGUGCAAAAUUGAGCCUGCUUAUUCUUAUACCAUCAUCACCUAUAAACCGUCUAGCAAGGAACGCUAUUCGGAAGACUUGGGGACAUUACGCUUUCCGGUCAGACAUUUCGAUAGCUUUUAUCAUCGGUACUUCUUUACAACAUCUGAAACGUGAUAUAGAUGAAGAAGAUGAGCUGUAUGGUGAUAUAAUUGUUGGAAGAUUCAUCGAUACAUAUAAGAAUCUUACGCUAAAGACGCUCUCAAUUCUUGAAUGGAUAGAUGUCUACUGUCCAAAGGUACCAAAAUUGCUCAAAUGCGACGACGAUAUGUUUAUAAAUGUACCAAGAUUGUUACAAUUCAUAAAAGUGCCGUCGAGGGUAAACGCGACAAAAACAAUUUGGGGCAAUGUCGUGAAGAAAUCGCUACCAAACCGUUCGAAACGAUCUAAAUACUUCGUUUCACGUCUACAGUAUCCCGACACGGUCUUCCCUGAUUACAUGACCGGCCCAGCGUACUUGCUGACGACUGAUGUAACGAAAGACAUUUUAGCUGCUGCUCCGAAUGAGGUGUAUUUGACAGUUGAAGAUGUAUUCGUGACUGGUUUAAUCGCGAGUAAACUCGGGAUAAAACGCCAGCAUGCUCCAGAAUUCUCAACAACCAAGACUUUGCUUCCGUGCGCCGUUAAGAAACUGAUAUCCAUUCAUAUGAUGGCAUAUUAUGAACAGUUUGAUCUGUGGACGAAUUUACUUGACGGGACGAUGCAGUGUGCUGAUAAAAAUAAUAAUAUGCUUAAUUAA